Messenger RNA from Perognathus longimembris pacificus (Pacific pocket mouse), 2558 nucleotides. It is a transcript of the gene Nup62, whose product is annotated as nucleoporin 62. The transcript has 2 exons. Gene Ontology annotation, biological process: RNA export from nucleus; protein import into nucleus. Lineage: Eukaryota; Metazoa; Chordata; Mammalia; Rodentia; Heteromyidae. The record is from RefSeq and is a predicted model, not a curated record. Gene Ontology annotation, molecular function: structural constituent of nuclear pore; phospholipid binding. Gene Ontology annotation, cellular component: nuclear pore; nuclear pore central transport channel. Bases 201 to 1760 code for a protein of 519 amino acids.
GGCGGGAAAGGCGGUUGGAGAGGGAGGGGCGAGCGGUUACUUACUCCAUGGCUGCCGAAAAGAGAGGCGGCGGCGGUGGCGGCCUCGGCUGAAGAAAGAAGGUGGGAGCGAAGAGCGCAGGCGCGGUGAGCGCGGGUUGCAGACGCUGAAGGAUUGGCUUGGGAGCUCCGGAGUAGCUGCUGUCACCAGAGUCUGGAGCCAUGAGCGGGUUUAAUUUUGGAGGCACUGGGGCCUCUACAAGUGGGUUCACAUUUGGCACCGCAAAGACAUCAACGACCACGCCCUCCACAGGGUUUUCUUUCUCUGCUUCGGGCACUGGAUUGUUUAAUUUUGGGACUGCCUCUCAGCCAGCUACAACCACCCCUACCACCAGCCUAUUCUCACUCACGACCCAGGCUCCAACCACACAGACCACAGGGUUCACUUUUGGAACAACUCCUGCUUCUGGAGGAAGUGGCUUUUCCUUAGCUCCAAAGCUAAACCUGACCAACACAGCUACCACCCCUGCCCCAGCAAACACAGGUGGCUUUGGGCUUGGCAGCAGCACGCUCACCAAUGCCAUAUCAAGUGCCAGCACCUCCAGCCAGGGAGCUGCAUCCUCUAGCUUUGUGUUUGGCUCCACCACCACCACCACCACUACCACCACCACCUCCACGGCCCCAACUACCACGUCUGGAGGGUUUUUGUUCACCAGUGGAGGUGCAGCCCAGCCUGGGGCCUCUGCUUUCAACAUUGGCUCCUUGGGUGGUUUGGCCCAACCCACUGCCCUUCCCGGGUUACCCUUCAGUGCCGGCACUCCAGCGAGCACUGGGGCUGGGGCCAGCACCACCCCAGCUUCCACCACCACCACCACCAGCACGGGGCCCACCCUCUUUGCUUCCAUAGCUGCUGCUGCCCCCACCUCGUCCACCGCCACAGGGCUCUCCCUCUCGGCCCCAGCAACUACGGCUGGGGCCCCCGGAGCUGGGACGCUGGGCUUCAGCCUAAAGCCCCCCGGAGCAGCUUCUGGCACUUCCACUGGCGCACCCACAGCCACCACCACCACCACCAGUAGCAGCUUUGCCUUGAGUUUAAAACCACUUGUGCCAACGGGGAUCCCCAGCAACACAGCAGCUGCUGUGACCAUUCCACCAGGCAGCAGCACCACAGCCGGGACUGCUGCCUGCCCCGUGAUGACCUACGGGCAGCUGGAGAGCCUCAUCAACAAGUGGAGCCUGGAGCUAGAGGACCAGGAGCGCCACUUCCUGCAGCAGGCCACCCAGGUGAACGCCUGGGAUCGCACGCUCAUUGAGAAUGGGGAGAAGAUCACCACCCUGCACCGUGAGGUGGAGAAGGUAAAGCUGGACCAGAAGAGGCUGGACCAGGAGCUCGACUUCAUCCUGUCACAGCAGAAGGAGCUGGAGGACCUGCUGAGCCCGCUGGAGGAGUUGGUGAAGGAGCAGAGCGGCACCAUCUACCUGCAGCAUGCUGACGAGGAGCGCGAGAAGACCUACAAGCUGGCGGAGAACAUCGAUGCACAGCUGAAGCGCAUGGCCCAGGACCUCAAGGACAUCAUCGAGCAUCUGAACACGUCAGGCGGCCCCGCUGACACGAGUGACCCACUGCAGCAGAUCUGCAAGAUCCUCAAUGCGCACAUGGACUCGCUACAGUGGAUCGACCAGAACUCCGCCCUGCUGCAGCGCAAGGUGGAUGAGGUGGCCAGGGUCUGUGAGGGGCGCCGCAAGGAGCAGGAACGCAGCUUCCGGAUCACCUUUGACUGAAGCUGCAUAGGCUGGCUGUCUCAUGUUCUAAUUCUUACUUUCAGAUGAUUGUGCUGUUGAGAGAAGUGUUGUGUGCUUUGAUUUCUUGUUAGCAAAUGGGAGCUGUUUGGAGCCUUCUGGUCCAGGCAGAAACCUAGUGAGUGCUUUUGUGUUUACGCUUGCGUCCUGGCCCCUUCUCUCCUCAUCCUUUCCCCCAGCCAAGGGACAGAGAAGUGCUGGUUUACCUUAGGAAUAUUCCCUGGCACUGCGGUCACCCUGUCCAGUGCACUCAUAGGUGCAGGGCAAAAAAGACGCUGUGGCAAGGAAGCUGUCCUCAAUAGGAGAUGGCAGCUUGGUCUCAGAGUACAGGAUGUCUGCUGUGACAACCAGAACCAAGGGCGGCUGUGACCUGGACAGACAGCGGCUAAUGGCAGAGGAGCAGCCAGCUAAGGGACCUGCACAAGGGUGGGGGCAGGAAAGGAUUGGGGCACAGAGGCCUCCUCUGCUACCUCGUUCAUUCUCCAGGAAGCCAGCUGCUGCCCCGCAUCUGUGUGUUGUGCUUUCCUAUGUCCCAGCCCCGUUCCUGUGAUGGAGAAACUGGUGAUCAGACCUGCCACGGCAGCAGUCCACAGAAUCAUCUUCCACAGCAGCCUCCCUUGCCCUGGCCCCGAGCUUCCCAGUGCCAAAGUUGAGUAGUCACUAUAAGAUCUACGAAGAAGCCAGCUGUGUUCAGGUGUCUAUUUUCACUCUGCUUUGCUGCACUACCUGCAAUGCCUAUGGUUGUAUGUUGCUUUCCUAAAUAAAGUAAGAAUUGUGACC